UGCCCCUUUUGCAUCCUUUGCUAUCCUUGCCCUUGUCGCUCCUUCCAUCACAGUCACGUUCUAGCCACCACCCAAUGAUUCAUUUUUCCUCAACCCCCUCAGCCCCUUUACUAUCGCAGUCUCCGUCUCGGGAGGUCACUUUGCCUACGACACCAUGAAGGGCCAGUGGCUCUUGCUCGCCGCGGCGUCGACCGUCCGGGCGAGCUUCUGGAUGGAAGAAAUUGCCCACCAAGGGAAGGCUUCGUUCAAUCCCGACACCAGCUACCAAGUAUUUCGGAACGUGAAGGACUUUGGCGCCAGAGGAGACGGAGUCACUGACGACACGGCUGCCAUCAACAAUGCUAUCAGCUCCGGCAACAGAUGUGGCGGGAACAGCUCCUGCGUCGGAUCGACCAUCACUCCCGCGGUGGUCUACUUCCCCGCGGGGACGUACAAGAUCUCGGAAUCGAUUAUCGACUAUUACUACACCCAGAUUAUCGGCAACCCCAACGACAUGCCGGUGAUCAAGGGAACCGCCGACUUCCGGACCAACGCCACCCUCGCGCUCCUCGACGGCAACCCCUACACGGCUGGCGGCGGGCUCCGGUUCAAGAGCACCAACGUCUUCUUCCGCCAGGUCCGCAACCUCAUCUUUGACACGACCGACAUCCCAGGCACCGCGUACGGUAUUCACUGGCCCUCGUCACAGGCGACGUCGAUCCAGAACUGCGUCUUCCGGCUGUCCAGUCGGCCCGGGGAUGUCCACACCGGUAUCUUCAUGGAGGAGGGCAGCGGUGGUCUGGUGAGCGACUUGGUCUUCCUUGGCGGGAGCUACGGCGCCCAGCUCGGCAACCAGCAGUACACGAUGCGCAACCUGACCUUCGUUGGGUCGCGGAUCGGCAUCCAGCAGAUCUGGGACUGGGGGUGGACGUACAAGUCGCUGGCCUUUGUCGGCUGCGAGGUUGGCAUUAACAUGUCCAGCACCAAUGUCGGCUCUGUGGUACUGCUUGACAGCACCUUCACCAACGUCGCGACGGCCCUCCUCACUGGGCGGGACCCGACAAGCAACACCGGCCAAGGCUCGUUGGUUCUUGAGGGCGUCAAGUUCGUGAACGUCAAAACAGUGCUGGAGGGCCCAGGAGGGGCGGUCCUGCUCGCGGGGGAUAGCUCCGGUGGCCUCUACGAACCGGGAUAUGUCAUGGGCAACGUCUACGCGCCAAACGGACCAUACCACUUCAACGGCCGCGACCCGGGCUUCUUCCCCCGGCCGCCGGCCCUCCUCGACUCCCGCGGCCGGUUCUACGAGCGCUCGAAGCCGCAGUACGACCACGUCCCGGCAUCCAACUUCCUCUCCGCCCGCGCCUUCGGCGCUCGCGGCGACGGCGCCACCGACGACACGGCGGCCCUGAACGCGCUCUUCGCCGCCGCGGCCGCGGGGUUCGCGUCGGGGGCCGUCGCCUUCGUGGACGCGGGCUACUACCUCGUCAGCGACACCGUCUCCAUUCCCCCGGACGUGCGCAUCGUCGGCGAGGCCCUCGCGUCCGUCGUCCUCGGCUCCGGGCCGAACUUCUCGGACAUGGGCAAACCGCGGCCCGUCGUCCGGGUGGGCCGGCCGGGGGACAGCGGAUACGUCGAGGUCAGCGACCUGAUCGUGUCCACGCGUGGAGGCACCGCGGGCGCCGUGCUGCUCGAGUACAACCUCGACACCCCCGCGGCGACGGCGUGCGGGCCCGGCAGCCCGCCGUCGGGGCUGUGGGAUGUGCACGUGAGAGUGGGCGGCUUCGCGGGCUCGGAGCUGCAGGUGGUGCAGUGCCCCAAGGCGACGCCGGGGUCGGCGGCGGCGGCGGUGGUGGACCCGGCCUGCGUGGCGGCGUACCUGUCGAUGCACGUCACGCGCAGCGCGGGCAACCUGUACGUGGAGAACGGCUGGGUGUGGGUGGCCGACCACGACGUGGACGACGCGGCGGAGACGCAGAUCAGCGUCUACGCGGGCCGCGGCCUGCUGGUCGAGUCGGCCCGGGGGCGGGUCUGGCUCGUCGCCACGUCGGUCGAGCACCACGUGCUCUACCAGUACCAGCUCGUCGACACCCGCGACGUCUGGAUGGGCCACAUCCAAUCCGAGACCCCUUACUUCCAGCCCAACCCGCCGGCGCCUCACCCGUUCGCCGCCCGCGACGUCGCCCGCCACGACCCAGAUUUUGCGUCCGACUGCCGGGCCGCCACCGCCGGCAACGGUAACGGCACGUUGGGGGGCGCGCCGUGCUUCAUGGCCUGGGGCCUGCGUGUGCUGGGUUCGCGCGACGUGGUCGUCUUCGGGGCGGGGCUGUACAGCUUCUUCAACGACUACAGCACCAACUGCAGCGCUCUCGGCGCCGGGUCGAGGUGUCAGGCCCGCAUCUUCUGGGCCGGGCCGACGCCGCCGCCGGCGGGCUGGGACGCCACCGUCGAUGCUGGCGCAGACGCAGAAAAGCUGACGUCGCUCCAGGUGUAUACCCUCAACACUGUGGGGAGCGUAAGCGCGAUCACGAGGCAGGGGGUCGACGUUGCGCUGUAUAGCGAUGGGGUGGCCACCUUUGCGAGCACGGUUGCGCUGUUUAGGUACUGAUGGGGGUUGUUGGUGGCUUUUGCCUUUGAUAUUCUUCUGUUUUAUUCUAGGGUUGGUAUUGGGCGUCCUGGUGUUCGGAAGGGCAACUGGGCUUGCUGGUAGCUUGAGGAUAACCUGUCGGAGGGAAUAGGGGAACGGACCUGAAGGGAGAAAGGGAUGGGACUGGUGCAAAUAAGGGAGGGGUGAAACAAACACACUGACUGACAGGACACUGAUAAUGACUUGCUGAGCUGGUCAGAAAGGUGUGGUAGACACUAGUGUUCUAUCUGAGAUCAGGAUCAACAAGUACCUAGAAAAGUUAAUUGACAUAAUUAGCACUGGUCACUUUUUGGCUUGACAAACCUAAAGCUGUGAUCCA
Molecule: messenger RNA, 2942 nt
Organism: Phialemonium atrogriseum
Lineage: Eukaryota; Fungi; Ascomycota; Sordariomycetes; Cephalothecales; Cephalothecaceae
Product: pectin lyase-like protein
Exons: 3
Coding region: 155-2584 (809 amino acids)
Molecular function (GO): polygalacturonase activity
Source: RefSeq, a predicted model, not a curated record